This is a messenger RNA of Emiliania huxleyi CCMP1516, 1029 nucleotides long. RefSeq lists its product as hypothetical. The coding region runs from base 1 to 1029 and encodes 342 amino acids. The record is from RefSeq and is a predicted model, not a curated record. Gene Ontology annotation, molecular function: protein binding. The transcript is spliced from 2 exons. Lineage: Eukaryota; Haptophyta; Isochrysidales; Noelaerhabdaceae.
AUGCCGCAGCCCGCCGAGGAGCUCCGUCCAGAGCCCAUCCUCGCGGUGCCCACACCCAAGAACGUCCGGGACUCACUCUUUGCCGCCGCCACGCACGGCGACGCGGACCAGCUUCGGCUCUUGAUCCAAGCGGGCGCUCUGACUGCCCCACGACCAGUUCGGUAUUUGAGCGGCCCCAACGAGCUCUUUACGCGCGAGCCUACACCGCUGCUCCUCGCCAUCAUGCACAAUAAAAGGAGGUGCGCCGAGCUGCUGGUUGAGGCGACAGCGACAGCGGACCUCGACGCCCGGUGCGGCCCCGAUCUCGAGACGGCGCUGCACGUGAGCUGCGCCCGGGGCCACGCGGAGACGCUCGCACGCGACUCGGGCAACCGGGAGCUGCACCAGUGGAUCGCAGCCUCGUACCGCUACCUCCCGCUGCACCACGUGCGCGUCCUCACGCCGCAGCGCGCCGUCGAGCUGCUGCGGGCGGGCUGCUCGCCCCACGCCCGCCCGGCCCCGUCCCGUCCCGAGGGGUCCGCCACCCCGCCCGAGGGCUCGCCCGGGGCGGUCUCGCCGUCGGCUCUGCCACCCUCCGAGGCUAGCUCCGAGGCGGAGGCGUGCCUGUCGCCCGCCGAACUCGCGCGUCAGCACGUGGACGACCCGCGCGUCCCCGCCGCCAAGAUCAUCCUGCGCGCGGCGGAGCCGUGGUCGCCCGACACGCACCACCUCUGGGGCGCGAGGCAGCGCGGGCACGCCGUGCAGCUGUGCUUGGUCGGCUACCAGCUGGCGGACCUCCUCGCCGCCGCCGCCCCCCAGCAGGCCCAGCAGGGCGCCUUUGUCGACGUGUGGCUCGCGUACGUGAUGCCGCUCGCGGUGAGCUGGUCGAGCUGCCAGGCGUGCGCCCGGCCGCAGCAGGAGCUGCCAAAGAGGAGCCCGCCCCUCAAGCCCUCGCCGGCGCCGCGCAGCGUGUCGCCCCUCAGCCUGCCCACGCCUCUCGGGCGCGCCGAGGAGGAGGUGGCCGCGGCCUUCCAAGGGCUGGCUUGCUAA